Molecule: messenger RNA, 2839 nt
Organism: Ornithodoros turicata
Lineage: Eukaryota; Metazoa; Arthropoda; Arachnida; Ixodida; Argasidae
Product: T-box transcription factor TBX3-like
Exons: 5
Coding region: 110-1753 (547 amino acids)
Biological process (GO): regulation of transcription by RNA polymerase II; positive regulation of DNA-templated transcription; cell fate specification
Cellular component (GO): nucleus
Molecular function (GO): RNA polymerase II cis-regulatory region sequence-specific DNA binding; DNA-binding transcription factor activity, RNA polymerase II-specific
Source: RefSeq, a predicted model, not a curated record
GGCCGGCCGGGCGACACUUUUUGCGAGUCUAGUGUGUUUGUGUUCCACGCAAGAAUAUGACGACAGCGUUGCGGUGACUGUGUGCGAUAACAUCGUGGUGCCGUCCCCGAUGCGUGUGGACUCGGAGCUAGGCGUGCAAGGCAUGGCCUUCCAGCCCUUUCUGGUGUCCGGAACAGCGGCUUCGUCCAGUCCGCCUUCGAGAAGCCCAUCGGACUUCAGCAUGCAUUCCAUCUUGAGCCAGCAGUCACCCUACCUGCCUUUCGGCUUGCCCCCGGCUGUGUUUCCCGGAGCACCGGCGGGGUUGUUCCCCAAGCUGACUCCCGGAGUGCCUCCGCCGCUGCCCCCGUCGGGACAGUUGACGCCCGAGGAACUGCUCGCGUCGCGGCAUCUCAGGCCUCCGGGCUUCGAGCCGGAGGACGACGGCGUCCAAGAUGAUCCGAAGGUCACGCUGGAGGGGAAGGACCUGUGGGGACGCUUCCACGAACUGGGGACCGAAAUGAUCAUCACCAAGUCCGGCAGGCGUAUGUUUCCGCCUUACAAGGUUCGAGUCACGGGUCUGGACAAGAAGGCCAAGUACAUCAUGCUGAUGGACAUCGUAGCGGCGGACGAUUGUCGUUACAAGUUCCAGAACCGUCGGUGGGUGGUGGCAGGCAAGGCUGAUCCGGAGAUGCCCAAACGAAUGUACAUCCACCCAGACUCCCCUUCAACGGGAGAACAGUGGAUGCAGAAAGUGGUCUCUUUCCACAAGCUCAAGCUCACUAACAACAUCUCCGACAAGCACGGAUUCCAGACCAUCCUGAACUCGAUGCACAAGUACCAGCCACGGUUCCACCUGGUCAGGGCGAACGACAUUCUCAAGCUUCCUUACAGUACGUUCAGGACUUACGUCUUCAAGGAAACAGAAUUCAUCGCCGUCACCGCCUACCAGAACGAGAAGAUAACACAACUCAAGAUCGAUAAUAAUCCCUUCGCGAAAGGCUUUCGUGAAACCGGUGCAGCGAGGAAAGACAAAAAGAAGUACGCCCUGCCCCCAGCAUCGAAGUCCCUUCCAGGAGGCAACCUGGCUCCGAGUGACGUAAGCUGCCCGACCAAAGUGGAUGCAGACGACCCCUACUACAGCGACGACGACCGCAGGACGGAACAGUCACUGUCUGCCGACGAAACAUCGGCGCACGCGGGUGGCGACAUCUCCCCUAGGUCGGGCUUCGACCUGGGCCUUUCCCCUGGGUCGCCAGAACAUGGCGGUCUCACCGAAUACCUCCCGUUCGGGGCCCACACAUCAUUUCCUCUUCAGUAUCUCUACAACCAGAGCCUGUAUCAACAAAGCCUCAUGCUUCAAGACAUGAUCAUGUCCUCCGCAGCUACAUCCCCUACUGGUCGACAUCACCCUUUCGGGAUCAACCCGUUUUCCGUGCGAAGUCUACUGAUGGCGAACGAACACCUAAAGGCUCCAAGCCCACUCAAGAUGGCAGACUCCGGCUGUCACCAGCACCUCAAGAACUUCCGGUUCUUUCCGUAUUCGCUCCCCGGCUGGCGGUUGCCCACUGGUGGGAGCUCGCCCCCGCCACCCGCUGGCGUACUCCUCGAACCUUCUUCGCCCAAGCCAGAAGUCAACGCGGGACGACUUGGUGGGGAUUCCGAUCGGUCUCCGAGGAACACCGAUGACCGGAGAACGUCAACACCGGUACCGGCUAGUCCAGCUUCAGCUGAGGAAGACGCCGCAGACGUCACUUCUGAGGAGUCUAAGAAAUGAACUCGUGUUGUUUUGUGCGGACUGACGUGUGGCGGCGGAAUGGACUGCGCAAACUGCCCACGACCACUGUCUUGGCAGAAACAGAAACAGAUAGUGACUGCUGUGCGUGGGGUCUUUUAAUCUUGCGGAAUACUUGCUUGUGUGUUGUUGUAUAGAUAUGGCGGUUCCAUGGACGACGUGCUAUACGAUGCUUCUAUACUUUCUGGAAAGAAAGGGCAGUGCAAGAGUACUGGGAAUAAGGAAUUGGCGCGUCGUACGAUUUGCUGUUCAGCGCUGUAUGACUAAAUGGUCCUGUGCACAGUUUUCUUUUCCAAUCGCUACUUAACUGAAAGUCCCACCGAAAGUGAACAUUCCUAAACGGUAGCAAAAAGAAAUGUGGAACGUUGCCUUUCCAAAAAAGCCUACAUCGAGAUCUCAAACCACACCCACAAAAAAGUGAGACAUUAUCGAAAUCCUCCCCCCCCCUUUUUUUUAGUAUGAUGCACUCACCAUAGCAUGUCUACAAAAGCACGCGUUUGAUAUGAUUUGGUUAUCGUGUGGCACUAGAGACUAUGUAUAGUCUAAAGAACUCCAUGCAUCUUUGGAAAUGCGAGGGCCCUUAUGCACUCAUGGGAGUUAUGCAAUACUACUUUUCACAUCAGUGGCCUGCAGGUACCAUUAGACCUGCGCGUAUUGUGUCUAGUCAAGCACCCACCGUGUACCGGAAGGCAAGUCUCAGGUGAUCGGGUGUGCUGUUUUCCGUCACCUCGCCGGUUGUUGCAACACACGAACGUCGGAGCUGUAUACCUUUGCAGAAACGACAGGCGCAUGCAUCGCUCCUGUGUGGCUCCUGACUCACCGGCCCUGCUGGUACCGCUUUAUUUAUUUACUAUAGCUGUGUGCAAAACAAGCUCGUUCUUCGGUGACAGCAUCGUGUGUAGUGUAUGACAGCGUGCGUGCAACUGAAUAUCACAAAUGUGUAUUGAGUAGAAUGAAUCGAGGAUCUCUCCCGUUUUUUCUCGUGGUACGUCCUGUACAAAAUGAAGUGUCUCACGUGACAAACCACGUGGUAUAGUAAAUACAAGAAAGAUUAAAUGUCGUUCUAUA